Messenger RNA from Argentina anserina (silverweed cinquefoil), 417 nucleotides. RefSeq names its product G2/mitotic-specific cyclin-1-like. Gene Ontology annotation, biological process: response to light stimulus; photosynthesis, light harvesting in photosystem I. The transcript is spliced from 5 exons. NCBI's taxonomy places the organism in Eukaryota, Viridiplantae, Streptophyta, Magnoliopsida, Rosales, Rosaceae. Gene Ontology annotation, cellular component: chloroplast thylakoid membrane; chloroplast envelope; plastoglobule. The record is from RefSeq and is a predicted model, not a curated record. Bases 1 to 417 code for a protein of 138 amino acids.
AUGGAGUUCUUUUUUUGGUCUGUUCUCAGAAAGCAUGAGAUAUGUGAAAAGAAGCAGGCAGAUCUGGGGCAUAGACCGAUUACAAGAUACCAAGCAUAUGAGUUGAUCCACGCUCGAUGGGCUAUGCUCGGUGCUGCUGAGUUCAUUAUCCCAGAGGCCUUCAACAAGUUUGGUGCUAACUGUGGACUUAAGGUUGUUUGGUUCAAGGAAGAAAUUAAGAAACCCUCAGAUGGUUUUGGAGAUUGUAUAUUCAUAGAUGAGGAAUUCAAGUCAUCUGAAGAACAAGCUGACCAGCCAGAGCCAAUGUUCAUAGAACAACCAGAAGCAAUUCGUAAUGAAGCCAAUGAUAUGGUUGAAAUGGAGGAUAUCAUGGAGGAGCCACUUGUGGAUAUUGAAAGCUGCGAUUUAAUACAGUAG